This is a messenger RNA of Eimeria mitis, 2571 nucleotides long. RefSeq names its product zinc finger (C2H2 type) domain-containing protein, putative. NCBI's taxonomy places the organism in Eukaryota, Apicomplexa, Conoidasida, Eucoccidiorida, Eimeriidae. The record is from RefSeq and is a predicted model, not a curated record.
AUGCUUUAUCGUUUUGUAUUAUUCUUUUUCUUGUCCCUGCUGCUGCUGCUGCUGCUGCUGCUGCUGCUGCUGCAGGUGCUGCAGGUGGAUGCAGUGUUUCAGAAUGUUGCAAAGGGAGAGCUCGCGCGCAAAGCAGAGCUCCAGCGAUACUUCGGCACAGACGACCAACACGCAUGCAUCCUCAGAAUACUAGAAAAAGGUGACUUACAAGUAUCAGAGUUAGAGCGUCGGCAGCAGCUGCGGCAGCUGUAUGAUGAUGUGGUGACCCUGGUGGUGGAGUUGGUGUAUUCAGCAGCAACGUUGCUGCCUCUAUCUCGUGCUGCUGUUGCUGCUCUGCUGCGGCAGCUGGGUUUCUCUGUGCGGCUGCGGCUGCAUGCAAAGGCCCAGGCUCUGCAUGCGGCGCUGCUGCUGCAGCAGCAGUAUCCUCAGCUUAUACGAAGAAGACUUAUAAAAAUCUCUCUUAUGUUACCGCUGCCGCAACCCACGCAGCAAGCUCCUGCUGCUGCUGCUGCUGCUGCUGCUGCUGCUGCUGCUGCUGCUGCUGCUAUGCUGCACUACAUACUCAGAGACUGUGCUGGCUACAUAGAGUCCCAAGAACCUACAGUAGACGCGCUGCUGCAGCAGCAGCAGCAGCAGCAGCAGCAGCCGCGCCACCAUCACCAUCAUCAACAGCAGCAGCAGCAAGAAGAAGAAGCAGCAGCAGCAGCAGCAGCAGCAGCAGCAGCAGAGCCUAUUCAGUGGCGUGUUGUUUUCUUAGCCUCGCCUGCGGUGUAUAGGGAGCUCGAGGAGAAGGUUGUUGCUGCUGGUGGUUCUGUUUCUGUUGCUUCUUGGAGCUGUUUAUAUGAUCCGCAGCAGGACGAGCAGCUGCUGCAGCAGCAGCGGGAGCAGCAGCAAGAGCAGCAGAGGAUGCUGCAGCAGCUGCAGCAGCAAGAAGAAGCAGCAAAAGAAGAAAGAGAAAGAGAAGGUAAAGAAAAACAAAAACAAAAAGAAAGACAGCAGCAAAAGAGAAUGCUGCGGCGGUUCAGGCAGCAGCAGCAAGAAGACGAAGAACAAAGACAAGAGGAGGAGAGAAUAAGUAACGAAAUGAAGCAGCAGCAGCAGCAGCAGCAGCAGCAGCUGCUGCUGCAGCAGCACCGUCUUAUGCUGCAGCAGCAUAUAUUAGAGGAGGAAUUCAUUGAGCGGCAACGGGUGCAGCAGCAGCUGCAGCAGCUGUAUAAAAGAGAAGCAGAAGAGGAGAGAAGAUACCAGGAGCAGCAGCAGCAGCGGCUGCUGCUGCAGCAGCAGCAGCAGCAGCAGCAGCACCAGCGACAGCUUGAGUUAAUGGAGGAACAAAACAUGCAGCGAGAGGACCCAAAUAGAUGUCUUCAUUUUGUGCUUGUAGAUCAGCAGCAGCAGCUGCUGCAGCAGCUGCUGAAGCUGCAGCAGCAGCAGCAGCUGCAGCUGCAGCUGCAUGACGACACAGGCCAGGAGCUGCUGCGUCGGUUUGGCUUAGAUAAAUUAAUGUUGGACCCCAGCAGACAUCCAUCUGCAGCAACGUGCUGCAGCUGCUGCAGCAGCAGCAGCAGCAGGAGGAGGAGCAGCAGCAAACACAGAAGCAGAAGCAGCAGCAAAAGCAACAGCAACAGCAACAGCAGCAGCAGCAGCAGCAGCAGCAGCAGCAGCAGCAGAAGCAGCAGCAAAGAACCUUCGGUCUGCUGCUGCUGCGCUGAAUGGGAUAAUGAGGAAUGGGGAGACACACAAACGAGAGCCCAAAGAAAGGGGAGAGGAGGCAGAAGACAGAGACAGCAGCAGCAGCAGCAGCAGCAGCAGCAGCAGCAGCAGCAGCAGCGGAAGGUUUACCCUCGCAACCCCUGUCCCCUGCAUGCAUCUGCAUGCGUUCAUCAGCCAGCUGCAGCCAGUGAAGAAGCAGCAGCAGACAGCAGCAAACACAAACACCACAGGAGGAGACAGCAGCACCAGCAGCAGCAGCAGCAGCAGCAGCAGCAGCAGCAGCACAAGAGACAAGACAAUGAAGUGCAGCAGCAUCAGCAGCAGCAACCACACCAUAGACGGCAUCAGAAAAAACUACAUAAACAACAGCAGAAACAGCAACAGCAGCAGCAACGCCUGCAGCAGCAGCAGCAGCAGCAGCAGCAGCCGCAGCAGCAGCAGCAGCAGCAGCAGGAAUUCGACGACAGUUUAACGCGCGAUGCUUUCAGCCUUCUCUGCAGGGAUAUGCCGCCACCACUGCAGCAGCAGCAGCAGCAGCAGCAGCAGCAGCAGCAGCAGGAGUCCGAGCCAUCAGCUGGUUCUUGUGCUAGGCCGGAGCAGCAGCAGCAGCAGCAGCAGCAGAAGCAGCAGGAGCAGCAGGAGGAGCAGCAGCAGCACCGGGUUCGUUGCCGCUGCUGCAACGAAGGUAUGAAGGAUGCAGCUGAGCUGCGUAUACACUGCAAGAGCAGCAGACAUGCAUGCAACCUGCGUAGACACCUGAGCGGGCUGCCGCCGCUAACAGCAGCAGAAUGGGAGGAAGCAAAGCUAGACCAGCAGCACCUCAUCAGCAGCAGCAGCAGCAAAGAAGUCAGGGGGUUCUAA